AUGAAAGCACGAAAGUUGGUGAACAUCUCGCAUGUAGGGAAAAGAAACUUUGGGAGUUCUUAUUUGAAUAAGAAGUUGAAAACGAUAAAUGAUCGUGCACUCAAGUAUCAUGAAGAUUAUAUGAGAUCGUUAGAUAUACUGGAGGGGAAGAAUAGAAGUGUAAUGAAAGAAAUUUUCCCGAACAAGAAAAGCGAAAUAAAUGAUUUGUUUUUUCAAAGAUGUGACAAUUCGGAUGAAAAUAAGGAACAAUGUAUAAUGGAAAAUUUAAAAGACGAUGAAGAUUUAUUAGAUACCUACUUUUCAACAAAAUGUAAAUAUGAGCAUGAAAUGAAAAGUAUGACAUUAGACCAAUUUGGGAAUAUCAAAAUAAUACAUAAUGAUAUAUUCGAAGAAGAAGCGGAUUGUAUGCUCAUCCCAAUGGUUUCAAAUUUUAUACCCUUAAGUGGAUUUGGGGCAUAUAUAUUACACAAAGGUGGGAGAGAAUUAGUAAAAGAAAUAUUCAUCUCUAUAAAGACGUUAAUUAAAAAACGAAUGGAUAUAUUAAAUGAGCAUAAGAGUGAAUAUAUUUAUAAUAGCACAGACAAAUUCAGUGGCGAAAGGGAAUUCAAAAAAAUGCUUGAAAAUACCAAAACGUUACAAAUAGGGGAUGUUAUACUUUCAAAACCGUACACUGUUAGUGAAAAAGUAAAAUUACUAGCCUUUUUAAUUAUGCCUUAUUUUUGGCAAGGAAAUAAUUAUGUAUCUUCCAACAAAUUAAGGUAUUCUUUUUCUAAUGCAUUAAAACAGUUAAAUCAGUUAUGCAUAUCUUCGGUUAUCUUGCCAGAUAUAGCUUCUGGUAUUUAUGGUUAUACUCCUACCAACUCUAGUAGCAUACUAUUAGAAGAAGCAGUCGAAUCAAUGCUACAGUUAAACAGUACUGUGCCAUUAUACAAUUUGAAUUCUAUAUCCUUUGUUGACAAGGAUAUAAAUACAUGUAAAACUUUUAGUGAGGCACUUGAAGAUGUGUCAAGAAAUUAUUUACCACAUAAAAAAGUUCUCCCAGCUCCGAAAUAUUGGAACAUAGUAAACAGAAGGUUACUAGAAAUUCCAUCCAAUGUUAUAUACUUUUGUAAAAGACAUAACAAAAUAUCUUUUAAAAAAUAUCAUGGUAUUAUUAGACGCAAAAUUCAAAAUUAUUAUAGUAAUAUUAGACCAUUUAAAUGGAGAGCAUCUAGGGUUAUUGAACCCAACCCUUUUCUCCUUUAUCAAAAUUCAGGGGAGGCCAGUUCUUAUCAAUAUUCACCCAAGCCUUACUAUUACAAGGGAGUAUCACAUACCCUUUACAAUAUUAACAAGAAGGGGUUGCUUAAUAUUCGCAUAGGAAGAAAGGGGAAACUUCAGGCUUUGAAAAAUGUGUCUAACAUUUCCCUUGAAACGAAGCCACGAUUGUAG
This is a messenger RNA of Plasmodium gonderi, 1431 nucleotides long. RefSeq lists its product as hypothetical. The coding region runs from base 1 to 1431 and encodes 476 amino acids. Lineage: Eukaryota; Apicomplexa; Aconoidasida; Haemosporida; Plasmodiidae. The record is from RefSeq and is a predicted model, not a curated record. The transcript has a single exon.